Molecule: messenger RNA, 10694 nt
Organism: Homo sapiens (human)
Lineage: Eukaryota; Metazoa; Chordata; Mammalia; Primates; Hominidae
Gene: PDPR
Product: pyruvate dehydrogenase phosphatase regulatory subunit
Exons: 19
Coding region: 2397-5036 (879 amino acids)
Cellular component (GO): mitochondrial matrix
Source: RefSeq, a predicted model, not a curated record
AUCCCCGAACCCCGCUUUCCGGCCCGCGGCGACCCCAGGCAACUGUUGUGGCUGCCGCAUUGCUCCCGCCGGGCUGUAGCUGAGCGCGGAGCCCGUGGGGACCGGUGAGAUGGAACUGUUUUCCCGCGUUGAGACGUGCGGUCCGCUUGUGCUUUUAGAACUAAAGACUGCUGCAGAGUCCGGAGGAAGAAGUCACCUAGAAAAAUCUGGGACAGGGCAGUAAGCUUCCUUCUUAAUGUUUGACCUUUGGGGGCCGAUGUGUGAUACCUCGGAUUUGAAUCAAGAAUCUCCAAGCCCAUUUUCCGCAUGCAUGUAAACGUGAUGUACCGGGAUGGGGUCUGGUGGUGGAGGAGGAGCCAGCCUGACGGAUAAGCUUUUCCAGUGGCAGGGACUUGUGUUAAUUUCUUUUUUCUUUUUUUUUCUUUUUUCCGAGACAGAGUUUCACUCUGUCGCCCAGGCGGGAGUGCAGUGGCGCGAUCUCGGCUCACUGCAACCUCUGCCUCCUGGGUUCAAGCAAUUCUCCUGCCUCAGCCUCCCAAGUAGCUGGGAAUACAGGUGUGCGCCACCACGCCCGGCUAAUUUUUGUGUUUUUAGUAGAGACGGGGUUUCACUAUGUUGGCCAGGCUGGUCUCGAACUCCUGACCUCGUGAUUCUCCCGCCUCAGCCUCCCAAAGUGCUGGGAUUACAGGCGUGAGCCACUGCGCUCGGCCAACUUGUGUUAAUUUCUUAAACUUGCGUGAUCACCUGGUGUACUUGUUGAAAAAUACAGCUCCCUGGAGUGGCAGGAUCAGAAUCUGCCGAGGUGGACCGUGGGAAUCUGUCAUUUUUAAACAAGUGUCCCAGGUGGUUCUUUUGCUGAGGCAAGUGUGGGAAAUGUUGUGUGAACCCACGCUCAUCCAGUCUUCCUUGUGACCGGCAGUCCACUGUGCGCAACGCUGCAGCCAUACAGAGGGACAACUCGAAGUUAGAACUAGCACCUUGGUCUUGUUGGAAUAAGCAGAUCUGAGUAGAGCCAGCUGCAGUCUUAUGGUUGUUUAGCAGAAGUUAUUCUUCUUAGCAGAGAAUAUUAUACGGUCAUUUUCCAGAACUGUAAAAACUCUAUCAUUUGUUUUAAACCAGAUGAUGUGCUUCAUUUCUGUCUUUGACGUCUUCAGUUUCUUCUCCCCUGGCUUUACCUCCUUUGUUAUCAGUUUGUGCUUUGGUUUUGCUGCCAACCUUAUAGGUUUAGGUUUGGCGGCAAAGGCACUAGACUCUGGUGCCUUCUUUUCCUUCGUUGUCUUAAGCCCUUCUUUUCCUCUGCCCUCAUGCCCUCACCACUUCACUCUUUUGAAGGUCAUAAUGAACACAAGGUCAGAGAUCCCUUUUUUGGCGCCAAGCACCCUGGGCUUUUUUGAGAUGGAGUCUCACUGUGUCACCCAGGCAGUGGCGCGAAUCUGCCCACUGCAGCCUCCAUCUCCCUGGUUGAAGCAAUUUUCCUGUCUCAGCCUCCUGAGUAGCUGGGACUACAGGUGCAAGCCACGACACCUGGCUAAUUUUUCUGUUUUUAGUAGAGACGGGGUUUCACCAUGCUGAUCAGGCUGGUCUCAAACUCCUGACCUCAAAUAAUCCACCCACCUUGGCCUCCCAAAGUGCUAGGAUUACAGGUGUGAGCCCCUGCGCCUGGCCUUUCUUUGUUUUGUUUUGUUUAAGACAGAGUCUCACUGUGUCACCCAGGCAGGAGUGCAGUAGCAUAAUCUCGGCUCACUGCAACCUCUGUCUCCCAGGCUCAAGCGAUCCUCCUACCUCAGGAGUUCAGGACCAGCCUGGGCAACAUAGUGAGCCCCUCUCUACAAAAAAAAAAAAAAAAUUAAAAAAAUUAAUAAAACACAAGAUUGGCCUGUGUGGUGAGAGAGUAUUGAAUCCAACAAACGGGAACUGGUUAGUGAGGCCCAAGAUGCAAUGGUGGCCGCACCAUGAGUACCUGGGACCACAGGUGCGUGCCACCACACCCAGCUAAUUUUUUGUAUCUUUGGUAGAGACGGGGUUUCACCAUGUUUGCCAGGCUGGUCUCCAACUUCCGACCUCAAAUGAUCUACCCGCCUCGGCCUCCCAAAGUGCUGAGAUAACAGGCGUGAGACAUGGCGCCCGGCCUAAAGUUUUUUUUUUAAUUCCACCUUAAAACUCAUCUGUUACUGUGUUUGUUCUGCCACCUUUGCAAUUCCCUUUCUCUGUUAGGGGAAUGUGCUUAAUGGUUCAGUCCUCACAGCUGUCCUUUCCUUACCAUCUGCUUUUAUUUGAAAGGUAGCGUGGAGUCAUGAUUAAAUAGCCGGCCACUAAUGCCAAAUUGGCAGGGUUCUGCUACUCAACAGUUUGGUAGGACCUUGGUUUGAGUUCCUGAGAUCUAGUUGGUGAGAGACAUGAUGUUCUACCGGUUGCUGUCGAUUGUUGGAAGACAAAGAGCCAGCCCAGGAUGGCAGAACUGGUCCUCUGCAAGAAACAGCACGUCAGCUGCCGAGGCGCGUUCCAUGGCCCUGCCCACCCAGGCACAGGUGGUCAUCUGUGGAGGUGGAAUCACGGGCACUUCUGUGGCCUAUCACCUCUCCAAAAUGGGGUGGAAGGAUAUUGUCCUUUUGGAGCAGGGCAGGCUGGCUGCUGGCUCUACCAGGUUCUGUGCUGGCAUCCUGAGCACUGCCAGGCACUUGACCAUUGAGCAGAAGAUGGCAGACUACUCAAACAAACUCUACUAUCAGUUAGAGCAAGAAACAGGGAUCCAAACAGGUUACACAAGGACAGGCUCAAUCUUUCUGGCCCAAACUCAGGACCGACUGAUCUCCCUGAAGCGCAUCAACGCAGGGCUGAAUGUUAUAGGUAUCCCUUCUGAGAUCAUCUCCCCCAAGAAAGUGGCCGAGCUUCACCAUCUCCUCAACGUGCACGACCUGGUGGGGGCCAUGCAUGUUCCCGAGGAUGCAGUGGUGUCUUCCGCUGACGUGGCUCUUGCCCUGGCAAGUGCUGCCUCCCAAAAUGGUGUUCAGAUCUAUGACCGGACAUCUGUUCUUCAUGUAAUGGUCAAAAAAGGUCAAGUUACUGGAGUGGAGACCGAUAAAGGACAGAUUGAAUGCCAGUAUUUUGUCAACUGUGCUGGCCAGUGGGCAUACGAGCUGGGUCUGUCCAACGAGGAGCCGGUUAGUAUCCCGCUACAUGCCUGCGAACACUUCUACCUCCUGACUCGCCCCUUGGAGACCCCUCUGCAGAGCAGCACACCAACUAUUGUGGAUGCUGAUGGAAGAAUUUAUAUUCGGAACUGGCAGGGUGGCAUCCUGUCUGGGGGCUUUGAGAAGAACCCGAAACCAAUUUUCACUGAGGGCAAGAACCAGCUGGAGAUUCAGAAUCUACAGGAAGACUGGGAUCACUUUGAGCCUCUGUUGAGUUCCCUUCUGAGGAGGAUGCCAGAAUUAGAGACUCUGGAGAUCAUGAAGUUGGUGAACUGCCCAGAGACCUUCACACCAGACAUGAGGUGCAUCAUGGGCGAGUCUCCUGCAGUGCAGGGCUACUUUGUCCUGGCAGGAAUGAACUCUGCUGGCCUUUCAUUUGGUGGAGGAGCCGGAAAGUACCUUGCCGAAUGGAUGGUACAUGGUUAUCCCUCAGAAAACGUUUGGGAAUUGGACCUGAAACGUUUUGGAGCCCUCCAGAGCAGCCGCACCUUUCUGCGCCACCGGGUCAUGGAAGUCAUGCCUUUGAUGUAUGAUCUGAAGGUUCCCCGCUGGGACUUCCAGACCGGUAGGCAGUUACGCACCUCUCCUCUCUACGACCGGCUGGAUGCACAGGGAGCCAGGUGGAUGGAGAAACAUGGAUUUGAGAGGCCAAAGUACUUUGUUCCCCCCGACAAGGACCUCCUGGCAUUGGAGCAGAGCAAGACUUUCUAUAAGCCAGAUUGGUUUGACAUCGUGGAGUCUGAAGUCAAGUGCUGUAAGGAAGCUGUGUGUGUCAUUGACAUGUCCUCUUUCACAAAGUUUGAGAUAACAUCCACUGGGGAUCAGGCAUUAGAAGUUCUACAGUACCUCUUCUCCAAUGACCUGGAUGUGCCUGUGGGCCACAUUGUGCAUACUGGCAUGCUCAACGAGGGUGGAGGGUAUGAAAAUGACUGCAGCAUAGCACGACUGAACAAGCGCAGUUUCUUCAUGAUCUCUCCAACCGACCAGCAGGUCCACUGUUGGGCCUGGCUUAAGAAACACAUGCCGAAAGACAGCAACCUGCUCCUGGAGGACGUCACCUGGAAGUACACAGCCCUCAAUCUGAUUGGCCCUCGAGCUGUGGAUGUGCUGUCUGAGUUGUCCUAUGCCCCUAUGACUCCAGACCACUUCCCAAGCCUCUUUUGCAAGGAGAUGAGUGUGGGCUAUGCAAAUGGGAUCCGGGUGAUGAGCAUGACGCACACAGGAGAGCCAGGAUUCAUGCUCUACAUCCCCAUAGAGUACGCCCUGCAUGUAUACAAUGAAGUGAUGAGUGUUGGCCAGAAAUACGGAAUCCGGAAUGCUGGGUAUUACGCUCUUCGCAGUCUCCGAAUUGAGAAGUUUUUUGCCUUCUGGGGUCAGGAUAUAAAUAACCUCACCACGCCCCUGGAAUGUGGACGAGAGUCUCGGGUGAAAUUAGAGAAGGGCAUGGAUUUCAUUGGUCGCGACGCCCUCCUGCAGCAGAAGCAGAAUGGAGUGUAUAAACGCCUCACCAUGUUCAUCCUGGACGACCAUGAUUCAGACCUAGACCUUUGGCCUUGGUGGGGAGAGCCCAUUUACCGGAAUGGGCAGUAUGUUGGCAAGACCACCAGCAGUGCCUACAGCUACAGCCUGGAGCGCCACGUUUGCCUGGGCUUUGUGCACAAUUUUUCUGAGGACACGGGGGAAGAGCAAGUGGUGACAGCAGAUUUCAUCAACCGGGGAGAGUAUGAGAUUGACAUCGCGGGAUACCGCUUCCAGGCCAAGGCCAAGCUCUACCCUGUCGCCUCCCUCUUCACCCAGAAGCGCCGAAAGGAUGACAUGGAGCUGAGUGACUUACAUGGGAAGUGAUGCCACCAGGGCAGCCUCACCUCCUCCCCAUCAUCUUGUCCUAGAGUGGGCGUCACCUUGGAGCUUCUCUUCCUUCCGCCUCUGUUCCUCUUCUGGAGCCUUUGCCUCCCAUCUCUUAUCUCCUUGAUAUAAUUUUGAACUUGACCUACUUUAAACUUUUUUGCUCUGCAGCCUUCCUUGCCCUUCCACCUCCUCCUCCUAAUAUUCACUCUGGGCUCUUCUUCCCUUCCCACCCCUCACUCAGCUUCUCGUGGUGGCAGGAGGUAUGUCUGACAGGACAGAAGCAAGCUCCACUGUGGACAUGAGUGAUGGUGACAGCUGCUUUCAAAUUCUGCAUCUCAAGGCAGGGCAAGCCGGGGUGGUGCAGGUCUCAGGGCACGAGUCCCUCUCCCUUGGGUUCCAUUUUCUUGGAGCAGCCUAUUAGUUCUGGUGGGGUUGCCGUGUGUCGGAUGCAGCCCUGAGGGGCAGCUCGUGCCUGCAGCCCGGCAGCUCGUUCUCCUGUUCUGCUGUGCUGUGGGCUGGCACUCGAUACCUCUGGCAAGAGGAUGAUUAUCUACCUCACUGAUAAGAGGCAUCGCAUGGACGUUCUCUGGUCUGUAGUGGAGACAAGCAGUUAACCUAGCACCAUCCUCAUCCUCCCUGCAGAAGCCAUUAGCAGACCUUUGGGCCAGGGCAGCCUCCCUAUAAUUUUCUUCAUCUCUUGCUAAUCUCUAUAAUAAGGUUGCUUUUUCUUUCUUAGUUGAGUAAACAAGUAAGCCACAGUGUUUGAAAGGGAAAAACCAUAUUGCCUUGUGUGUUGCUUUUCCCAGUCAAAAGGGUCUGACCUUAGAAAGUCCCCACCAGUGAUGCUGAGUGUUCUGCUAUGGAAACAAUGCUGCUUUUCUCUCAGCUGUCCAAAGUUCAGCCGUUCCUCCUUCCCCUUCUCCCAGUGCGUUUGACUUUGUCAGGUCAGCCUCACUUGUCCCUUUCACAGUUGGCCCAUAAAGUCAUGUUUCUCUCCCUUUAGAAUAGGGAGGGGAAGGGAUCAGGUGUGUUGUCCUGGGCCUUUCAACCUUGCGGGCUGUGCUGAGUUCCAGAGAGCUGCCGGAAUUCCAGGUUUGACUCUCCAGCACAGAGCAGAGCUACACAGAGGUGACCCACGUUAGUCCACUGAGAGUUCUGAGUCCAAAGGGUGUACGUUGCAUAAGGCUAGAGACCGCUUUUCCUCCUUUCCCCCCAGGCUCUUUGUUUCCCUCCACCCACCCUUCCAUAUCCUCUGGAGCAGGAGACAAUGUGGGUGCCCAGAAGUGCCCUGCGCUUUCAGGCAGUGUCUCUGUUUUCCCAAGGUGAAACUUAGAUAUCAUGGACUGUUGUCCAGCCUCAAUGCUUCAUUUUCCCCUUGCAUAUCAACUGCCCUAAUCUGACUUUUUUUAAGUGCAAAUAAACUGCUAUAAGACAUUUUGGUUAGUAAAACUCUAGCCUUUGGCGUGUUGGUAUCUUGGAAGCAUUAGCUCUGAUAGGUCUAUAAGUGUAUUAAGGGACAUCCUUCCAUUUCAUUAGAGCAGCUUAAAAUGCUCAGGUGUCUGCCUUCUCUGGUGUUUCUUUGGGAUCUCUGUUUACCCACUUACGCUGGCUCCUUCUAGACAUUUCUUGCCACUUCCCCAACUAGACCACUCCUAGUGAUUACUGACUUUAGUGCCUAAACCUUUUUGGAAGGUUCUGGUUGGCUUGUUAGAGGAGCAUAUGAUUAGAAUUCUGUUUGGGGGUCUAGUUGUCUUGGAGCAAGUAUGUACUUAACUAGCCGAGAGAUGCUGCCUCUAGGCAGAGAGGAGGAGAGGUGUUGCCGGCUGGAGGGCCAACCAGUGAACACCAGCUGUGAAGGCCUUGGGAGAGGAGGAACAGGCCCUUGGGCAGAUGCAGGCAUUACCAGCAGGGAGCAGACUUACCUCCGAAGAUGGAGACAGGUGACUGAGAGCUGCAGGCCUCCUCUGCUCUUCCAAACACGUAGCAUUUGCACCCCUCCAAAGCCAUCUUUGUAAAGGAAAACGUAUUUGUAAUUGAAUCCAGAAGAAUUUAGUUACACAUAGACAUAACUCUUCAACCUUAACUAUGGCAAUACAUUUGUGCUUUAACUGUUACAUAGCAGUAUCACCACUUACCAGGAUCCAAAUCGAAAUAAUAAAAGCUGUCUCCAUAGUUUAAAAUCGAAUAGUGCCAUCAUCACAGUAUAUUAGUCAAAUAGAAGCUUCAUCAGAAAUGUAUCCCACAUAGAGUUUUAAGACUUGGAUUCUCUUCUGCCCUUGUUAAUCUCCAACUAAUUACUACAGAUUGACACGUUUUUAAUUAGCUGUCCUUUGUAAGAAGUCAGGAAAUCUGAUGCUGUGUCCAAAAUUAUGCACUGUUUGUUGAAGUAGAACCAGAAAUCCUGACCUCCUGUUAAAUGACAUCAGUUUCCCCCUCUGAGCAACAGACUGCUUGUCUUGCUAGGAGAGGAGGAUGGGGGGCUGAGCACUCAGGCUGUCCAUUGAAACCCCUUGUCCAUGAAUAGGGUCAUACUCCUAAGACUGAUGGGGUGUUGAUCUUCUAGGACAUCACUUGUUUAUUCAGUGCCCCAAACACAGAUUUCUCUUCUAGCACUUUAGAGUUGAUCCUUGAAGUCUCUCCUGGUUCAUUCAAAUACAAGCUGUGUGAGUCUGGUGGUUUUCUGUGAUUGGUCUAAUGUGAGCUCUUUGAACAGACAGAUCUGACAGUGAAUGACUCUCCCCUGCUUCUGGCAUAACUGCUUUGCCUCUGUCUAGUGUCCAAGCAUCUUAGCUGUUCAAGAGGAGAGGGCAGCAUAACUUCCUGACCACCGGUGUCAGAUAUCAGAGCAUUCUGGACUCCUGAGAGGCAGUGGCCUCUUGAGUGAACAGGGGAGGCCAGUAGAUGCCCCAGAUCCAGAGCCGUGGCUGCAAAUCCAGCAGGAAUAAGGAGGGACAACCACAGCCUCCUCAUCCAUGUGUCAUUUCCAAGGGUUUGCCUUGUGUCUCAGCUCAUUCUGGGCAGCACGUUUGUCUUCUGUCCCUAGAGAUUUGAAGGAUUUUGGACUCUUGUGAAUGGGUGACUGGACUUGGCUUUACAGAGUUGGGUGCUUUUUUCUCUCUGCAAUUACCUGUCAUAGCAUUUUGUGCUCACCACGAAGGAUGGUCUCUGCCUUCUCUUGUCGGUGUAUGCCAUCUGAACCUAGGAACACAAAGUAUAUUGGCCUCAAACGGAGACCCAGGGUUGCCAGUUUUCCGUGGGCCUUCCCCUCCCUUGAAAUGUCUUUAAUUACCUCCCCUUCAUCGUCAGGCCACGUGUGACUUCUGUUCUUAGCACUGCCAGGGUCAUUGACUUCCAUCUAAGCUUGCAUCAGGAAGAUGUUCCUUCUGUGAUCAUUGGUACUGAAGCCAGAAAAGCUCUCAUUCAGGAACUCUGAAGAGCAAAAAGGGACAAACACUAACUGCUGAGCUGGGCCAUUUGAUCUCCUUUCACCUUGCAUUGCUGUCACAGCACCUUGUAUGAUGGCAGGACAGGCUCCAGCAGAGAGAACUGCACAGUGACCACUGUAUUUUUCACGCUCUUCCAGGGAUCCCUGUCCCCCGACAUUGAAGAGAUCUCAUUCAGGCCAGAGACACAGAGACCACAUAGCCCAGUGAUUAAACCCCGGUUUCACUCUGGCCCCAGGAGUGGAGCCUGGCCACUCCUGUUUGGUUCUCACUGGGAGGCCCACUGGCCUUGGAUCAUCUCCUCAUGCACACCCGGAGUUUUACCUGCUUGCUUGCUUUCCUGGACUGCUGUUUGCAAGAAAGUAACUAAAACAUGAAAAGUAAACCUCCAGCUUCCACAGUAUAUUACCUGCCGUUGCAUGCAUUUGAAAGUUAGCCUCCUCCCUUGCCACCGUCUUGGUGGCAGUAGCGAUGCAAGAAUGAUGGGAGCUUUCCGAGAGCGUUCAGUGUUUCACUGAAGACAGGACCCAUAGCCUUCAUUUCUGGCUCUGUGUCUCCUCUGGCAUAUGGACACAUUUCCUGGCAUUUGCCUGAGUCUACACCACUUUUUGAGAACCUGAAAUAGAAGGGAAUCUUCUGUGGCCCACAGUCUCCAUAUUGGCACUAGAAGACUGGCCUGGCGGAGGAAUUUGCGUUGGCUUGCUUUCAGGGGUUAGCUACAAGAUUCAGCUUUAUAUCUCUGUUGCUUCUUGGCCAGUGUAGUCAAUAAGGGUCUUCUUUAACAUCUAAGAUAGAGGUUUGGUUGGCCGGGCGUGGUCGCUUACUCCUGUAAUCCCAGCACUUUGGGAGGCCCAGUGAGGUGGGAGAAUUGCUUGAACCCAGGAGGCAGAGGUUGCAGUGAGCUGAGAUUGCACCACUGCACUCCAGCCUGGGUAACAGAGUGAGACUCUUGUCUCAAAAAAAAAAAAAAAAAAAUCUAAGAUAGAGGUUUGGUCAACAGUGCUUAAUAAUAAAUAAGAACCUCCUGCCAUUCUAAUUUUCCUGCUGCACCCCAUCCCCCACACACCCCUCACGAACAUUGAUAUAAGCAGUAUUAACACAGUAUAAAGAAUGUUCACCUUGCAUAUGUCAUUUCAGGCACAUGGAUUCAGGAGAAGCACAGUUGAGUGGAAGAAAUGGUAGACUUGUGAGGCUUGCCCCAGGCCUUGUGUACACGCAAUAAGUGGUGAGCCAUGGGUCUCUCCGUCAGCGCCUCCCUCCCCGCCACCACUUCAGGCCAACAAUUUAAGGUGCUGAGUUGUAAGGCUCCUCCAUUGUCAGUACAGGGCUCGCCUUUGUAGCCCUGAUCACUACCAGUACACUUUUCAAGACAACUGAGUAUUUUUGUAUGCCUUUGCCUUCCCUUUGUCCAUGAAACAUGAAGAGUUGUUUAUGGUUCUUGACUUCUCUGAGCAGAGUGUCUGCAUCUCUUGGAGAGUUACACAUUUCUUCAUGAGCCAUUUUUCUCAUUCUUAGAUGCACCUGUUUUUAUCCUUUGCAGACCAUCUUCUGCCUUCUUAUUUUCCUGUCUGUCAAAGACAGAAAUUACAGGAGAUAGGGAGGGUUUUUUAGCAUCUCUUUCAAAAGAUGUAUGUCAGAAUUUCCUUUGCACACCAAGAACUGGAGCUUAGAGCCCCACUAUUCUCUAAGCCAGGUUCUAGUGCCUUACACUCCAGAAUGUCAGAUGGUGGGUGCAGAUUGGAAGAAAGAGAAAAGUUCAUCUCGGUGUGUGGGUUCCCAUCCGCCCCACAUAGCCUCUCCUUCUUCGGAACAAUGGGCGUGGGGUAGAAAGCUCUUUCAGUGAAGGGUGUUCUAGCAGCUCAGUUAACACUUUACUCUCCAGUCAACACUUGGGACAUAUAAAAAUGCCAUUGUAACUACUGUAGAGUCCUGUGACUCAUCGUUUGUGUUUGUCAAUUUGCAGUUCAGCUUAGCCCUUCCCUGUUCCUGUGUAGUUACAAUCUGGCCCUGAAGACAUCCGAGGCACUUCAGUAAGUGGGAUCUUUUCUAGAGAUCCUGGGUGACUUUGGGUGCACAGGGUGACCGAGCAUUUCUGCCCCUGUGAAUGUGGCACUAACACUGUGCACUGUCUCCACCAAGCAAGGUUUCCACUGAGUUUCUUCUCAUGUUACUGGGUUUGUAAAUGAAUAAACACAUUUUAACUACUCUUGCA